Messenger RNA from Drosophila bipectinata, 5624 nucleotides. It is a transcript of the gene kairos, whose product is annotated as kairos. The record is from RefSeq and is a predicted model, not a curated record. NCBI's taxonomy places the organism in Eukaryota, Metazoa, Arthropoda, Insecta, Diptera, Drosophilidae.
AAUGAAAUUAUUUCACCAACAAUGCUACCUUCAAAAGUAUGCUAUACAUUUCAAAACUCCAAAAAGUAUGCAAGGAUUUUUUUUAAAUUUAUUUUCACCAACAUUAAAGCUAAAAAGCUAUUUCACCAACAUUUUAACUUUUUUUAAGGAAAACUAACAUAGAAAUUCUCAAAUUUUUGGGCUUAAUUUUUUUUUGUCAAAUUUUUUUCGGUGCUCAGCUAAGAAAAGCAAAAAAAAUAAAUAAAUAAAAGGUAAAACUCAGCAAAAAAGUAAUAAAAUAAAAGCGGACACGUCCACAAGAGGGCAAUACAACCCACCAACAAUAACAACCACAACAAGAAAACAGACUCGGGAGAGACGUGCAGUAAAGUGAAGUGUAGAGAAAAGAAGAGACGAGAAGGAAGCCAAAGUGUCAACAAGGACACUUCAAAGGACGAAUACGGUCGGUAAAGAGCGAAAAGUGAGCCAGGAGUCAGGAGCCAGGAGGACAUUGCGCCGGACAGGAGGACAGGAGGAGCGAAUUUCCCCGCUGGCGAGCAAUUGAGCAAUUGUGCAAAAUGGAUGCUCUACGCUUCCGUGGAUCACCGUUUGCCCGCUUCACGGGCCAAUCAACCGGACCGGGCCAUCACCGGCCACCAGCACAUCCGCAACGUCCCCAGCCACCGGGGGCACCUGGGAUCGUCGCUCCCGAGCCACUGAUCGUGGUCGAGGAGUCGAACUUUGCCGAGGAACAGGAUCCGGACAGCUCCGAGACCGUCUCGAAUCGGGCCAGCCUGGACAUUGAUUCUCCGGUUAAUCCGUAUCUCUUGUCGCCAUGGCGCGAUCCCCGGGAGGCACGAAAGCACUCCCUGCCCUCCCAGCAGGUCACCGAGGGCAUCACCGCCAGUCAGGUGCGUCGAUUGUCGGAGCGCGGAGGCGAGGGUUCUGGUCCGACGCCCAAGGAGGCAGCCUUCCUGGCCACUUUGUCGCAGGCCCCAGCCCCCACCGGGCGGCGGCACUCGGUGGUGACCAUUUCCAAGGUGCCAACUACAUUAUUUGGACGCUCGCGUCGGGAGUCGGUGGCCGCGUAUCCCAACAGUAAUAGUGGAAGUAGUCGGAUUUUGAGUUCCCGCCGGGAAAGCAACACAGGCCCCCCCUCCACCGAUCCCAUCGGCAGCAUCCACAACCUCCAGCUGGACAUUAUGGACGACAUCUACUUGCAGUCGCGCAAGGCCCGCUUGAAGCUCUGGACCUCCUCCAACGAGAAGGUCUGCGAAGUCCAGACCGUCGACGAGGUGGGUGCCGCCCAGCCGGCCCGCCGCUUCACCAACCGCCGCUACUCGGAGUGCCCCCAGCCGGGCUUGGCCAGCUCCUUCCGCCGCUCCUCAGAGCUACCGGUCGCCCCACCCUCCAUCCAGCCCACCCAGAUCCAGCCUAGCACCUCCAAUCGGGCCUCCACACGCCGCAAAAAGUCGGGAAGCGGUGGCGGACUCCUCGGCAGCCGCACAGACCUAGCCGGCAUCUUUAGUUCCCUCACCAGUUCCGCGAUGGACAUGCACCGGCCAGAGCCGGAGGGUCGGGACGGCAGCUCAGGGGCAUCAAGCUCAUCGGCUGCCACCGCCAGCAGCCCCUUUCUCAGCCAGACAUUCCAGGCCGCGGCCCGGGGACGAGCCACCAGCGCAACGCCGACACCAACAGCCCAGAGCGGAGCACAGGCCGCCGGCAGCAGUGGUGGAGCUGGGGGUAGCAAUGGCUUGCUGGAUCCAAACGCCGGACGCUCCACACGCUCCAAUAGCUUCGAUGUGUCCUUGCUGAACAACGCCAAGCAGCUGGUGACCGAGGCGCAGGAUAAUGGAUCGGCGGCCCUGUCCGGAUGGUUUGCAAAGCGCCACCAGCCGAUGGCCCGGAAGAAGAGUGUCCGCAGCAAGAGCUCCGCCGUGGCCCUAUCCAAGGAUGUCCUGGAGCGGCUGCAGAAGAAGGAUCCGUUGGGCGGUGACUCCGGCAAGCCGAAACUAAAGCCACGCGCCAAACAGAAGAGCUGGGCCGAUGCCACCAAGGCGAACAUUGUGGAUGCCACCAUUCUGGGCACCGCCAUCGAGGGUUUCCUGCGUAAGAGCUCCAAUGCCAGUAUGGCGGGUGGCACGGCAUCCGGUUCUGGGUUGGGAUCGGGCGCCUCAACAUCGGCGGCGGCACGAGGUGCCACGCCCAAAACGGGCGGAUCGGGCAGCGCCAGCGGCAGUCCAGCCCACAGCUCGCGACGGAAUCGGAGCAGCAGCUCGGCCCAGUCGCAGGCCGGGCGAGCGGUGCGCUCCACCCUGAACUGGUUCGGCAAGGCCGACGAGGACGAUUCCAAGGACACGUGCGACGCCUCGCUGUGCGCCACACUGAAGGACCUCUUUGUCAAAUAGGUCGGGGGACGCAGAGGCAAGUAGAGCGGUGGGUCGCGUCCCAACUGAAGCAGCAUAAUGCCAGCUACUUGCACCUCUGAGAUCCGAGAAUCCUUAUCGAAAAUCGACAAAAAAAAACAAAAAAUCGACAACAAAUAAAAACGUAACAAACGAACGAACAAACGAACUAAGUUUGAAGCUGAAAAACACACACCAGUGAACAAUAAAUACAGCAGCUAGAUAAUAAUAAACCAUUCACACAUAAAACACAAUGUCGACUAGUUGAAAGCACAAAAACAAUAGCAUAGCAUAGCAUAGCAUAGCAUAGCAUCCCACGUAUUCGACAGAGAAGUUAAACCAAUAUUCAGUGUUUUACAUUCAAAUCAAGCCAAAACAAAAGAAUAUAUAAACCAUUGCAUCCACAAAAUAAAUAAUACGCCGACAUCAACCGAUUAUCAGGACAGUUAAUGGCAGGAAAAUAUUGGUAUAAUUCCGGAGAAAUAUUAUGGCAGUUAUAGCGAGAGGACCGUACGGUCUCUCCAGAUUGGGAACAGAUAGAGAACUUAGAACUAAAUAGUAACUGGAACAGCAAUACACUGAAAAAAGUAUCACCUCAAAUAGCAGAGCACACUGACACUGGAAAACUGUACCUGAAGAGCAACACGACGAAGCAACUCUGACAGUUAUCGAUAAACACACAAACACAAUAAGCAAAACAUAGUAACGGUGAACAAUAACAGUACAAGCGAGUAACUAACGGUACAAGUAACUUUUAUUGGUAUGAUAAGCGAAAGACGAUUGAGAAACGAUAAGCGAUAUAUAGUGAUCGAUAGGCAGAUAUGUAGUUAAGCGAUAACCGAUAGGUUUAAGGCAAAAAAACGCUGCAGGGGAACUAGGAAUCAGGAACUUGGUAUGGUGAAGGAAUGCGACCCAGGACGAAACAUCUCACCUCACAUUAAUCCUCGACCUCAAAACGACGUGACGACAGACCUCAUUAAUAUAUAAAGAUAACAGAUAAUAUAGAAAAAAAGAUAAUAUAUAUUCUCAUACAUUAUUAUAAUAUUUGUAAUUGAAAAAAAAAGAAAAUAUAUAAUAUUAAUAUUUGAAAAAAAAAUAAAGCAAGAGAAGAGGGUUCAAACUCGAGCAGAGAAAGCAUAAAUAUUUUUCUAUGUGCUGAGCAAUUCAGGGCAGGAUCUGUUAAGGAUAUCCUAGCCAGGACAUGUUUUUUUUUUUUGUAUUUUUUGUGAAAAAUAUCAAAAGAAAUACGCAGACAUAUGUAUGAAUGAAGGUUUAAAAAAGGCAACCUGCGGCUCGAACCUUUGCCAUAAAUACGAAUAUGAAUAUGAAUACACAGUCACAUCAGUCACACAAUGAAAAAUCAAGCAUGAUUACAUGCUCAUAAAUAUAUAGAUAUAUACAUAUAUAUAUAUAUAUAUAUGUAUAUCUAAACAUUAUGCGAGUUUAUUUAAAAUGAUGAGAAUAAGAAAUAAAUGUCUACAGACUCAAGAGUUUUAAUCAAUGUAAACCACACAAUAAAUGUAAUUUGUAUGUACAAUCUGAGCUUACUCGAAAGCAUCAAGGUAAAUCCUAAUAAAUGCCCAACUAAAUCGAGUUUAAAGCGUUGAAUAUUAAAAUUAAAUGUUGGCGUUGAAUAUUUAAUGUUUAACAUAAAAUAAUAACGAAAGCCAAAAGCGGAAAAGUACUUAGAAAAAAUCAAAGCACAAGCAGAGUGUGUGUUUUUUUUUUUGUGGGGGAAGGGAAACGCAAAAUUUCUCUUCCGGAAAAAGUUGGAAGGAAAAUCAAUUAAAGAACAAAUUCAAAUUGGAAUUUUUUGCAAAAGAGGCUGGAGAGAGGCUGGAUAUUUUGGCAAACAAACAAUCAGUCAAUAUUGCAAUCAAUCAAGUGUGUUUCUAUAUGCGGCAUUUGGCUUUGUCAAUUUGUCAAUUUGGUCGAAAAAAAAAACUAUGAAUAUGAAUAUGAAUGGUAGGCUGGUUAGGCUUUGAUGAUUGGAUUUAUUGAAUUAUUAUACAUUAUACAUUAUACAUUAAAAUAACUACAAUAUAAUCAAUGAAUUAUAUCUCAAUGUGCCCGAAAAUGUGCGUGUUUUAGACUCUGAUUUCCAUGUGCGGUAACCCAAAGUUAACUUUCCACUUUCAGUGUGUGUUGAUACUGAUCUAUAUCUAUACAAAGCAUAUUACUAUACAAUAUAUUAAAUAUAUUUAAAAAGAAAAAAUAAAUACUAUUUACAAUCGCGUACCUUCUUGGUCGCAAAAAACAAAAAGAUACUAAAGUUGUCCAUGUUUUGCUCACAUCACCUCCUAACUGUUGUUCUAUAUAAUCAAUCUAUAUAUAUAUACAAUAUAAACUAUAUAACAAUAAAUGUGUACAAAAAAAAGAAAGAAAAAAAAUUGGAAAAGCAAAAAGAAAGGCCAAAGCAACUCUCAAGUUCUAUUUGUCCUAUUUUUGAUAGUUGUAUAUAUAAUUGUACUACACAGAUAUAUAUACAUAUACCGGAGAUUAUACAAUAUACUACCUGUGUGUGUGUAUAUGCCAUAUAAGAAUAUUACUAUAUGGAUGCAAAUGAAGAUGCAAUUUUUUUCGAUUGUUUUAGCAUUGAAUGUGCAUAGAUGUAUGACCUUACAAAAAAAAAAGAAAACAUCCUACGUAUUAUCGUAAAAGUCUAUAAAGAUAAUAAUGCAUUCCUUGGGGGCGAGGACCUUUGUAGAAUCAGCAAAAAUUCUAAAAUCUUUACUGAUUCUGAUAGAGGUCGCUGCCCAUCAAUUGUGUCAUUUGUUGUUGACGUUUGUUUUGAUGUCGUGCAAUUGUAAUUACCGUUAUUCAAUUGUUGUUAAAUGUUUAUUCCAAGAAAAAAGAAGUUACAACAAAAAAAAGGAUGUAUCUUGUAUCUUUGUAUGAUAUACAUCAUAAAAGCGGUUACCACCGACUUACACAGUACUUUCGUAAUGUUAAAUGGCGCCCAACGUUUCUUAGUGUGUGGUCCAGUACUGUCCGAGAAAGAGAUGGCAAGAGUUAGAGAGAAAGAGAGAGAUUAUGGAGGAAGAUCUAUAAGUUAUAUGAAAUUUUUUUCGGGCGUUUUUCUGGGUGGAUCUUACAAAACCCAGGGGGAAAAGUGGGCAAAACUACGCAUAAUCUAGUGAGUAAAAAAUUAAAAAGGCAAAGGCAUGUAUCAACUAUCACAAAUAUAUAUAUGUAUAUGUACUUAUGCCAAAUGAGUAUAACUAACUAAGAUAUAUAUGU